Molecule: messenger RNA, 1020 nt
Organism: Anoplophora glabripennis (Asian longhorned beetle)
Lineage: Eukaryota; Metazoa; Arthropoda; Insecta; Coleoptera; Cerambycidae
Exons: 2
Coding region: 543-866 (107 amino acids)
Source: RefSeq, a predicted model, not a curated record
UCCUGCACACACAUUGUUACACAGAACCUUCCUAUACCCAUACAGGCCGGGCACACACGGUGGCAGCGCGACUCCGCACCUGACCUCGAAAAAUAGCCGGCCGCCGCGAGCCUGCUGCAGGAAGCCGCGCUCGGCGGCGCUUCCAACAGGCGCAUUUUAGUGUCGGAACGCACGACAGUGAUUUUAGUGAUACCGGAUGAUCCUGUGGAGGCUUCAGUGAUGCUUCGUUUGGAAAGUGACUAGAAAAUAAUAAAGUAAGCGCUUCCCUAAUCAUUUACUAUUUUUAUGUGGACAAUAAUAGAACCGUGCGGCCGCGGCGAUCCCGAAAGCAAACAAUAAACCCGGACACCUGUAGCAUGAAGGCUAAGGAACAAUAAAAACUUUAUCGCACGUAGAUAAAAUAAUGCCCGUUUCGUUUAAGUUGGACGCGUGUUGCCGGCCACCAACAACGUUCGGGUCCUUCUGCGCAUAAUUAAUUAAUUGUGGUUACGCAUAUAGAGUUAUUCAAAUCGAGUGGGCAGAUCAAAGUGUGGGCGUCAAAGAUGGAGGACGGCUGGGAGUCCCACGUAUCCCCUUUGAUGAUGGGCGUGGGGAUGGGUGAGAUGCAGGGUAUGGGAGAGAUGCAGGCACAUGGGCAGGAUAUUCCUGGUGAGAUGAGCAUGCCGCAGCACCAUCACGACCUCGCUUCCCAUCCCGAUAUGAACCCGGACAUCCACCAGGACAUCGAACAGGACCUGGGCAGGGAUCUUGGACAUCACAUUAUCCGGUCUCAUCACGCGGAUAGUCUGGCAGGGUCGGCGGCCGAUUAUUACCCGCAUCAGGACGGCGGCGGUUACUUCACCAACAAAGAGGUAAGAAACCCUUAGACAGUAUUUUCCAGAUGUGAAAGGAGUUAGUACCAUUUCUUGCUUUCGGUUGAACGCCAAUCAGAUUUCUGAUUGUGGCUAGGCAAAAGAACAACGGACGCCUACACAUGUAGGCUCUAGUAAUUGUAUUUCACUAUCUAUUUAAGUGCAUCUU